AUGAGAAGUAUCGUCUUCGGUGGUGUUUUUAUCUUAUUCUGCCUUGUAGGUGAUGCUGGAGGGGUGAUUUGCAGAUCGUGCAACCUCUCCAUCCCCUUCCAUGGAUGUCUUUUAGACUACGGAACCUGCAUAACAAAACCUGGUCAGUAUUGUAUAAAAGAGAUCCACAUUAAAGGUGGAAUACAGUGGUAUUCAGUUAAAGGCUGCACGGAGAGCCAAGAUGAGUGUUUCAAGAGAAUUAUAAAACCUUAUGAAAUCCACACUACUCACUGCUGCCAUCGUCCUUUGUGCAAUUUCUGA
This is a messenger RNA of Diceros bicornis minor, 300 nucleotides long. It is a transcript of the gene C22H9orf57, whose product is annotated as chromosome 22 C9orf57 homolog. Bases 1 to 300 code for a protein of 99 amino acids. NCBI's taxonomy places the organism in Eukaryota, Metazoa, Chordata, Mammalia, Perissodactyla, Rhinocerotidae. The transcript is spliced from 3 exons. The record is from RefSeq and is a predicted model, not a curated record.